Messenger RNA from Taeniopygia guttata (zebra finch), 9996 nucleotides. Its product is annotated as KIAA1143 ortholog. Lineage: Eukaryota; Metazoa; Chordata; Aves; Passeriformes; Estrildidae. The record is from RefSeq and is a predicted model, not a curated record.
GCGGCGGCGGCGGCGGCGGCCAUGAGCAAGAGGAACCAGGUGUCGUACGUGCGGCCCGCCGAGCCCGCCUUCCUCAGCCGCUUCAAGCAGCGGGUCGGGUACCGGGAGGGCCCCACGGUGGACACCAAGAGAGAGCAGCUUCCACUUGCUGAUGACAGUGACAAUGGCAGUGACAAGGAAGAUGAGCAGCCUCAAGUGGUGACACUGAAAAAAGGGGACUUGACUGCAGAAGAAGCAAUGAAAAUUAAACAGCAAAUCAAAGAGGCCUUAAAGUCAAAAGAAUCAGAUGAUGAACCAGAACCCGCUGAUGGAAAAAUUAUGUUCAGGAAACCAGUCAAACGUUCAUCAGAGAAGUGUUUGGACUUCAAUGUAAGUUCAAGUAAGAAGAUGAAAGAAGCAAAUAAAACUAAAAGGGAAGCAACUACUUCUCAGAGUACAGCUAAGCAAGUAAAAAACAGCAGUCUUCUCUCAUUUGAUGAUGAGGAAAAUGAUGAUUAGUGGUUGUAUUUUUUUAUGCUUUACUGCCCAUCUAGAGACUAACACUGAGAGCCUUCAUAGGAAUUGAAGCAUGGUGUGAGUCUUCUCUUACUUUGUUAUAGUCCAACUAGAGAAAUAUUAUAUAAAAUUAGCAUGAGCUAAGUCUAUGCAUUUGGUUGCAACUGUAUGUCAUGUCUUAAUUUUAAGAGAAUUUAACCAUGUAUGUAAAAGCUAUUUGAGGUCACAAAUGAGUAGCAAAUUAUACCUGUAUAUAUUCAGCUUACAAAUUUUCAACCAAUUUUAAAAUGCCCUCCAUUACUAAAAUGUAUUUUGUCUGUAUUGAAUAGCCUUAGUUGACAAUUGUGUGGUUUUUACCUGUUAUAAUUGACAUUCAAAAGAGAGACACUUCAUUGCUGUGAAACAGAGACUGAAGUUUUCUGUCUCACAGCUUGACAAAAGUUAGCACAACCUUCGCAUUUGUGAUUUGCAAGAUUAGCUCUUGCAGAGCCUUGCAAUAAAUUUGCUAAAGGCUAGAGGCUGCAUUUGCAAAAUUCAUGUAGUCUUGAUCCCGUCUUUGGUGAAUGUAGUCUAAGAAACAUCAAAUUCAUUUGAAUUGGUUGUAAUAGCAAGAUAUAGAGAUUUUCAUUCUAGUUGAUGGUAUCAAUUAAUGCAAAAGAAGCCUAAAUCAUUGGAGAGUGUGCAUUUUGGUUUUGACACUGAUGGACUCAGUGGUUUGAUGGUGUUUUGGGGCUUUUUUUUAAAGUGUAUUUGUUCCAGUUAACAACUUACAUGUUCAUAAUUAUUUGGGAUCUCAGCUUGUUUAAAAACUGUAUUUCAUCUUUAAGCUGUGGAAAAGCAUUAAUUAAGUAUUCUUCAAGUAGGGGGGAAGUUGUAAACAGGAAAUUUAAGCCAAGAAACACUAUAGCUAUGUGUGUCUUGGUUUAAGACAGUUUCCAGGGCAGACGCUCCAAAAUGAAUUACUGCCCCUUUUAAUUUUAACUGCUUCCCUUUCACCGAUAAGCAGAGAUGAAAGAACAUAUAAGUGAAAAAAGAAAAGUUUACUAAAAAAUGAAGCAGUAACAGGCAGGAUAAUGGUAAUCGUCACUAGAUACGAAGUGCUGAAUCCCACGGACUGCUUGGGAACAAAGAAAACACGAUGGCAGAGAAGCCCCUCCCCAGAAAUGUUAGCCUCCAUAGAAGACCACAUGGUUCAGGGGACAAAGAUAAGCUGGUGGAGAAGCCCCUUCUCCUAACCAUGUGUUGAUUAGAGAGAAAAAAAACACCACAGCAUCUGAAACUCUGUGAUUAUGAAAGUCCCUCUUCUCCAAAUAACGACCAGCAAGGAACAAGGACAAAACAAAAAGAAACCUGGACUCCAAAUCCAGUCAAAUGCUGCUGAUCCAUUUGCUCCACAUCACCAGACGGGGUCUCUCUCCCAGCAGCAGCAGCAGCUCCAUCAACAGCGGUGGCUGGAACUCAUGGAGGAACUUGGCCUCCUCCUCAGCAGAAGAUGACAGGCAGAUGCCUGGGGCAGCCCAGGCUCCACACCUUCCCACUGCAUCUGAGCAUUGCUGGGGAGCUGGAGUGACUGUAUGGAGCAGGAGCCUGUUCUGUUUUUCCCACUGUGGUGCCAUGGCUGGCUAUCCCAGGUGACAGCAAUGAAAAAGGAAGGAAAAAAGGUCAGAAAAGAAGGUCUGCCCUGGUUCAGACCAAAACCAAAGAGGAGCUUCUGCCUUCCACUGCCUCAGCUUCUCAGUAGCUAGUGGGAACAAAAGAGAGGCCUGUGUGAGUGUUGUCAUAAUUUUAAAGGGAUCCUGGCAUCUUCUGCCUCCAUGAACCUGGGGCAAGACCCUCUGGUUCUGCUUCUGAUCCCCAGGUCUUAAAGAGAAAGUAAAAAUCUUGUCCAGAUGGGGGUAGAGAGUGUCCAUUUCAACAUCUUUUCUGUAACAGGACAGAAAUGACACUGAGAGCUGAUGGGAUUUUAGAGAACAAAGUGGUAGGAAUGUGACUUGUGACUUUGAAAUUAUUUGGGUGUAUGGUGUAUUCUGUAACCAUAUGAAACCAGUUCUGCUGUGUGACAGGACAUUUGAAAUUAUUUGGCCUGUAAAGCUUCAUCAAGGAGCAAAUUUCAAGUUGCUGUGUGAAACAGCUUGUUUUAGUUUAUUCAUCUGGUAGUAAACAAUAAAUUUAAGUUUUAAAUUUUAAGUUUUCUUUGAAGUGGUUCAAAGAUAUUUUAAUGAAAAUUUCAGUACAAGAAUGGGAUUUUUUUCCCUUCUGAUAUUGGAGCCUCCUGUACCUGCCUGUCUGCCUACACACCAGCUUCCUGCAGCAUAACAUCAGAUGCAAGUCUGCACACUGUUUUGCACUGUUUGUGGGAGUACAUGUUACCCUGAUUUUGAAAAUGAAUAGAUCUGUUGUCCUUUCAGAAAAUUGAAACCAGACCUAUAAAUGGGUAUUAAAGUCUUGUUGCACUGGUCUUGUAUUAGAAUUGUGAGAGAGAUGCUGUGUGACAACCUCAUUAUUCCCAUGAGGACAUGCUACAUUUGUAAAUACAUAAUUGGUCUGUAUUCUCUACAUAUAAAAGAAGAAGAAAUUUAAAGAACAAGUACAAAACCAAAGGUUCCCAGGAAUUAGUAUAUCCAUUUAUUUUGCAUUGUUGUUUGAAUCCGUUAAAGAAUAUAUACCAAUACAUACAUACACACCCAUGAGUAAUCUUGUAGCAUUCCAGCAUACAAAGGGAAUAUUUGGACAUAUGUCAACAAUGGAGUAAAUACUCUGACUUACUGAGACUCAUCUGAAAGAAUGAAUUAACCAUUGGCUGCUUCCUUAAACUUUUCUGAUUCUGUUUGUCAGUACAGAAAUACAUUCGCAUACAUUUUUCUUGCACAACCUGGAAGCUCAUAACUUGAGCUGUGAGGCAGUUUAGGAGACCUGGCCAUUGAGAUAAAUGCUUGCCAAGGACCAGAGGGCAUUUGAUUUCACCGUAAAAUUAGAGAAUUUCUCACAAAUACGCAGUUGAUCUGGCCUUUUCAAAAUAAGAUUGAGAUCUUGUUUAGUUAUGGAUAGUAAUUGCAUUUAAACAAAAGUUACCAUUUUUAGUGAAAGACUUGGGAGACUGAAGUCCAGUAAAGGGAGGGUUACCUUAAAGUUUUGAGUGUAGUACUUAUUGAAUGUGGUACUUUUGGUUAAUCAUGCUUCUUACUCCACAACCUCAUGACAGAUGUCUGGAAUGCAAAUAAUUGGAUUGAAUUUACUUGGAAAUAAUAAAAGUUAUGUUGUUGUUUAGGCAACACAGCAGGGGAAAGAAAGUUGGAUAUGGAACCCAGUUUCUUUCCUUUAUUCCAACUGACUUGUAGUGCUCUGACCAGGAGAAGACCUUUGUAUUCAUUGUAUUUUGCUACCAGUUCACCCAACAAUAAUUGAAUAGAUUUAUUAAGAGGUGUGAGUGAUACACAAAAGCAUUUUAAUCAGGUAGUCAUGUGAAAAUUCAGUGUUUUUACCAUGACACACCAGGAAAAUCACACACACAAUCAACUCCCAUGAAACCUGUGGUUAAAGAGAGCAAUUACUUGUUCACUUAGGAAAGAAAUGUGAAACUCUUAAGCAAUCACCUGUCCUAAUGGGCCAUGGGAAAAUAAUAUUCACAACUUUCUUAUAAAGGGGAAGCCAAAAAAACUUAAGUACAUGGAACAUGAGGCUAAGGAACAUGAGAAAAGGACAAUUUUCCUGGGUUUUCUUUUUCUCUUGCUCUUGCUUGCCCCCAUUCCCUGUCCUUUUCCUCUCCUGUAGUGGAGAAUGUAUCUGUCACCUUAAUUUCUUUUGAAGAACCAGGAUUUUUCUCUAAAUGAUAGGAAUCAAGGUGAAUCAUCAAGAAUGCUACAUUCUUGAUAGAUAGAAUAAACAAGAAAAUGUGCGUGUGGGCAGGUGGCCCAGGAGUUCAUACCUUUGCAUUUCUGAAAUAAAAGCAAAUUUGUUGUACUGAAAAAGUUCAUCUCAUUGGCCUAAAGAGGAAGGGAUGAGUCAGAAUUAUAUUCUGAUAGUUUUUUUUUGUCCAGAACUUUUCCUAGAAAUAUCAUUUGGAGGAUCAAAGGCUGUGUUUUGCAGACACUGAGCACAAGAAGCCUGUAUUUAGCGGUUUUAAUUACACAUUUGUAAGUUUCAUCACAGGACUUAAUGUUCUUUUUUACAGUGCUUCAGUAUAUAAUCCUGUUAGGAAGCUGCAGAUUUAAAAUGAAGCAGGAAGCAGCAAUGUCAUCGUUUCAGCUGAUUGUUUCCCUUAUGCUGUAGUGUAUUAACUAAGUAAUGCUUCACUUGGCUAUGCAGAGCCAGCUGCCUUCUCAAGGACAUCAGGCUUGCUUGGAGAUGAGUCAUUACCUUUUGUGCAGCACACGAGGUAUGAUGUGCAGCCUCAGCAAGUGUUUGUCCAUUGAGGUUGGUUAAUAACCUAUAGGCCUAUCCUGUGGCAAGAUGCCAUAAAUCAGUCCUUUGUGCAUUCAGCAAACAGAAAGGCUGGUGUAUCAGUUACCUCUUCACUAUCAUCCCUUUAUUCCCAUUCCUAGAACAAGGUACUAAUUUGCAAAGACAUUUUUCAUGUUGUAGAUCUUCUCUUCUGCCCCACUUCCUUGAGAGCAUUUCACAUGCAGCAGUCACAAAGAUAGCCACUAAAACCAGGAGAGACACACCAUAGGUUAUAUGUGACUGCAGCCUCCUAUAGACUUCCUCAAGAUACUGAGAACCUAUGAAAUCUCAGAGGCAGCCUCCGGGAAGUAACUUCCUCCUGGGGAAAAUGAAUGGGACCAGCUAGGAAAACGACACAAGAUUGAAUUUUACUCUUAUUUACCUCACUGUUAGUGUAUUUUCUGUUGAAGGUAAAGGAACAGCUGGCAAAGCAGUUCUUUCCCUCUUAUCAGAAGUGGCUUUGGUGCCAUUCCAAUCCAUAUGGCAAAGGAUUCCUUUUCCUUGACUCUGGUGGCAGUCCUCAGUGCCAUGCCUGAUUAGUUAAGGCCGUGGGCAAGUGGGAGCUACCUUGUAAGAGGCAGAAGUUAUUAGAGGAAGGUGUUGUCAAACCUCUGUAGGAUAACGGUGAUCACUGCACACUUUUAGUUUUGAUAUCAUGAAAGAGUUGUUCCCUUAGGGAGAGCACACUAACAACGAACUUUAAAAGGGCAGAUUAUAAAACUAUGAGGAAAAUGGUUAACAGCAGGCUGAAGGGCAAAGAGAAGUACUUAAAAACCAUAGAGAUCUGCCUGGAGGCUAUUUAAGAACAUUGUAUUAGAGGCACAGAUGGUUUGUAUACCUCUGAGCAAAAACAGCCUAUGAGGAAGGAUGAAACUCACAGGGUUAUGUGGGAGAAAAGUGUGAGUAUAGAAAGGUUGAAAUGCAUCCCAUAAAGAUGAUGACUGUCUGAAUGACAGACGAGGGAAUGUUAGGAGGAAAGUGGAGGGAGCUGGAAAGUUAGUGUGAAGGAAAAGACUAAUAGCAGCUGCUGACUCUGGACCCCCAGGAUGAAACACCGAAAAUAGUGAGUCUAAUAAAGUCCAGACCACUCUGCCUCUGAAGACUGGGCUACUCCACAUGAGACUUAACCAAAAAAGCAGCAUACUGAGUCAGCUAGCACAAGCCAAAAUCUUAUUAAGGCAAUCUACAUUUUUAAUAUGUUACCAGGCAAAUUUAAGAGUAAAGGAGUAGAUUCAAUCACAGUUACUCUAUGCUAGGACUUUAUUUUGACCUUGUGUUUUAUACAGUUCCAAAAAUGCUUUCAAUCUUCGCUGAAGAUGGUAAGAGAUUAAAAAAAAAAAAAGAAAAAAGAAAAAAGAAACUAAACAGUCCUAAAAACUCUGAUUUUAGUAGGAGAAAAAACCCAAAAACCCUACAUGAAACCCUAGUAAAAGAAAAAACCCAACCUGUUCUCACACAGCUUUGGGCUGAGAGAGACUAUCUGAUAGGGAUGAAGUGAGGUUUGCACAGCAUUUUUACACUGGUGUGUAAUUGGGCAGAUGCGAAAUUUUAUUGCCAUAUAUCAGAACAAGAACACACUGAUUAUAAAUUAGGCAGGGAACAUCUCAAGUAUCACAAACCUGAUGAUGUGUGCAAAAAGAGUCCCUGUGAAAUCAAUGAAAGCUAUUUUCUGGUUUUAAACCAAGGAAAGCAGGGGAAGGUUAGAACAACUUACUUUUGCAAUAAAACCUUCAUGCACACGGUCUCGCUGGAGCUAGAGCCCUGGCAUCUAGGCUGUUUUAUUCUGCCUUGUUAAAUUGAAACAAACAAUUCAGCUGCCCGAGUCCCUUCUUUUCUCCUCUGACAUGCCAACUAUCUUGAGAGAAGAGAUUAAGCAUUGUUCUGAUGAGUGCUGCAGCAGCAGCAGCUUUAUAAUUUAAGGGCUACAUAAAAUUUAUGGAGCACUGAGAAGAGCUUAAAUUAAUUUUGUGGUUUUCAUAAAUUAUUUCAGGUAGAUGAACUUUCUUCCAAAAAGCCAGUGAUGUUUGAGCUGUUUAUCCAAUGGACAGCAACAUCGAAAAUAGGGAUUUUCAAAGGCACCUGUGGGAAUUAUGUAUCUGAGUUUGAUGGGAGUUAGAAGACUUGUUCCUUUGAGCUACUUAGUAUUCCAGUGUAAAAUUUUAAUCAUUCCAAAUUGCUUAAAAUACUUGGUAAAAAUCAAAAUUAGAGGAGGGUUAAAUUUAGAGCAAUUUUGAAAUUUCAUUUAAAUGCUGCAUGUGCUUAUAAAUAGUGGAUGGAUAGCCUGUAAUUCUACUUCAAGUGACAAACCAGUCUGGCACUUGUAGAGUUAAGCCCUUUCUUAAGACAGUGUAUUUUUGGGUUGUUGUUUAGGUCCCAUUCACUGAGGGUCCUUGUUCUGUCUUUUUCACACUGUAUUUGCAAAUUACUCCAGCUGUUAAAGAGUAGGAUCUGCCUGUACAGCAGAAAGAGAAACUAGCUGGUUUCUUAUAGCACAUUUCAAGAUUAUAUAACAGGACAAAUUAUAAUUCCAUACGUUACAGAAAUGAACAGAGACUGAAUUUCCCUUCUGGACAAGUAAGUAAAGAGCUGAUAGGAUGCAAUUCCCAUUUCAUCUUAAUUUUGGGUGUUACUGGGUGUGAUUUGAAAGAGUUUUCCUCUCCCUGGGCAUUAUGGUCAUCAAGAUACAGGUAGGUUGGAGACCUUUCAUCUAACUGGGACCCCUUUGAGCUAUAAUUUUCAUGUAUUAUUUUCUGUAUUUUAAGCUGCUCCAACUUCUCUAAACUGACAUCAUUGUACUUCAGAUUAUUUCACACUGAAUAUACUAAACAUGGUAGUAAUCGGAGGAACCACUGCUCAAUUCCUCUAAACUGGAUAGGCAACUUGGAAUAAAUUAUUUACUGAUAUUACUGCAUUGCUUUAAGUGAAAUGACACUGAUAGAUACUGAGCUCCUUACUAAACCUGAACAAGGUAGUCUGAGGUGAGUGGGUUUAAAUUCAAAGUAGUUAAAUGUGGGACACUCCAGGAUCUUGCCACUGAAUUUCUACAGCCAACAUUAUACAUAAAUAAUGGGAGCUUCUUACUCAGUGGUCAUUAUUCUGCAGGAGAGGAUUUGUGACUGCUGUGAAUUAAACACUGAACACAGUCCAUGGUGUGAGGAAAGCUAACACAGUUUCAGCUCUAAAAAUUAAUGUGUCAUGAAGAAGAACUGAGAAAUAAUCUUACCCAAUUAUUCUCUGCUUCAGACCUUAGCUGGAGUGAUGUGUUUAUUUUGUGCACUAUAUUUUGAAAAAUAAAGAUACAUUCCAAUUGGAAAUUCCAACAGAAAGUAGUGGUAUUGGUCAGGAGUCUAGAAAACGUGAACUGUAAGACUGAAAGAAGUGGGUAGUGCAACUAGAGAAAGGAGAUGCAGGGAGAGGAAUAGGAAUGUGAUACCAGUGUUCAGACAUAUAAAGCUUGCUGAAAAGAGGGAAGUUGCAAAUUGUUCUCUGUGUCCUCUGGGAAUACAAAAAGAAUGAAAGGAUUUAAAUUGUAGCUAAGGAGAUUUAAGGAAGACAUUAGGACAGGCUUUCCAUCUGUAAAAGUAGUGAAAUAUUGAAACAGAUUGCCUGGGGAGGUUGUGGGAUCUUCAUUGCCAGACAUUUUUAAGAACAGGUUAGACAAACUUCUGUCAGGAAUGAUUUGGGUAUAAUUGAUCCUGCCUUAGGGCAGAGGGCCGGACUAGAUGACCUUGCAAGGUCCCUUCCAGCUCUACUUUCAAUGGUUCUCUUAUUAGAUGGCUGAUGUCAUAUUCUUAGGACCUCACCAUUCCUUUCAAAAGCAAAAACAUGCUAUAGUGAUGGCAAGAGUCAGAUUUAAACUGACAGUAUCUGGGAAAAGGUAUCAGCUAAAGGUUGAUAUCCCACCUUUAAUUACUAACAUUUGAAUGUAUGUAAUGCAGAUGGACUUGUUCAACAGCUAAAUACUUGUAGGUUACACUGCUGUGAGAUUUUGUGACCAGACUAUGAUCUUUUUAAUGGCAUGAGAAUUUGUUUCUUGUAAAGUGUAUUAAUCUUAUAUAUUACAACUUCCUUUCUGUCACUUGAGUAAGUAGCAGGCAGUGCUGCUCUGCAUCUCACAAGUUUCAGGUGCGUCACUCUCAUUCCACAUGCCAUGACACAUUUGGCCAGUUGCUAUGUACUCACUCACUCACUCACUCACUCACUCACUCACUCUGAAACUCAUUCCUCUGUUCCAAUUUAUCAUGAUGCUGAUGCUCAGCUUCAUUAUGUGGCUGUGUUAAAAUAAAUGCCACUGCUAAUGUGCUUGCUAUCCUUCUUUCCAUCCUCAGACACUGGAUAUCCCUCCUACUGAUUUCUGCUCACAUGUUCUUUAUUCCUGUUGAUAAAUUUCAUUUUCAUCUCUUUUGCUGCUUUCCCUUCAAGAUGUGCUUGCAUUACAAACUGCAGUUCAGCAGUUUAGCAGUUGGAUUACAUCCAAAUAUUACCAAAUGCCACAUCUUUUAAUAUCAGGCAGAGCAGCUUGAAUUUUCUUCCUUGGAGUGCUGUAAAAGACACACUGAUAUGUUUUCUGUGCAAAUGCCAAAAAGAAAAAGAAAAUGCUUAACAAAAGAUGGAGGGGUGUGAAGCAAGCUGAAAAGUCUGCAUUCCCAGGAUUUUCUAUUUUCCUGAUUUCUGGAUUUAGUUCAUGACCCAGCUGCUGAUCUCUGAAACUAUGGAACCAUGCCAGUUUCUAGCAGCCAAGAAUUUGUUGCUGUCACAUUUGUGACUUGGUAGUACCUUCGUGUUCAGCUAAAUAACCAUAUGUGCUUUUAUCCCCAAAGGCCAUGCCUGGCCAUUGAUGAUCACAGUAUUGCCAAGCCCUUGUAUUCUAAAAAAUUCAUUGUCAAUGCAUGAAGUAGUAUUUAUACGUGUGUCUGUGUAUAUAUAUAUAUAUAGAUAUAUAUGUAUGUAUUUAUAUACUAUAUAUUUGAGUUUGAAUUUGGCCUUUCAGCAUUCAGGACUUUUGAGUUUUUAUCUACAGCUACAUGGAAAAUAAAAACUGAAGUAAAAAUAAAACCAAAA